Molecule: messenger RNA, 2843 nt
Organism: Nematostella vectensis (starlet sea anemone)
Lineage: Eukaryota; Metazoa; Cnidaria; Anthozoa; Actiniaria; Edwardsiidae
Exons: 8
Coding region: 765-2246 (493 amino acids)
Source: RefSeq, a predicted model, not a curated record
GGUUCGGAAUACAUUGUUAAGCGUGGAACCUGAACUAUUAUAAUAGAAGCAAGGUAAAAUUAUCCGGUAACUUACCUUUCCAUUGUUUAUUUGCCGUGAAACAACUCUUUCAACGGUAUAAAAUGUUGGAUCCCCAUUCCUACGUGUCUUUUUUCUUUUUUGAAUGCCUCCCCACAACAGUUCACCCAAAUUUGUCUCGUUAAGUUGACGAUAAAAGCCGUCUCCUUCGCGAAGUCGCUUCUCUUCCGCCAUUUUGAAUAAUAAAUCACAUCUGAACUGCACAUGCGCAGUUCAAUUAAAAAAUAAAAUGAGCGCCCGCGCUGAUAACCGCUGACUAUAUAGGAUUUCUACUAAUGCGGUGGCUUGUGACAAACAACAAACAGUCCAAAGGAUAUACCCAGGACCAAAAGUUAAGCGAGACAAAAUAUUUUGCCCUAGAGCAGUAAUGUAUGUCGCUUCAUCAACCAAGACUUGGAGUAUGGAAACGCAAUGCGGGUGGCGCCAUUUAUGAGGACCGAAGCUACGAUGGCGGCAAUUAUAAGACACACAUAGAGGUCGUGUCUUCAUUGAACCGUAAAAACUUACAGCUUAAUUAAUAACAACGAGAAGAAACGUUUCUUCUAAAUAUCUUAUGAUUCAACAACGACCUUAACUUAUCUAGAAUAAUUGGUGUUCAACGAAAGUACUUGAUGAUCUUGAGGGGCUGCCUUUUUUAUUGAUUUGCAAGAGACAAGUUCAAGCCUUGAGAUAUUGUGGCUUGGGAUAUGUAUCGGAGAUUUAAAAACACUUUGUUUCACUUCAUGGCAACUGGAAGUCUUAUUCUUAUCUUUCUCUGGAUAAGUGUGGUUUUAAAUGGGAAGCUUGGCAGAACUCAUGGCCAGGCCCCUUACCAGGAGUUUGGCACUCAUUGGUGUCGACAGAGGGAGGCCCGGGUAGACUGGAAAACAAUAAUAAAGCCUUGUACCCAAUACUUUACAGAGAAUGCGGACGAAUUCAGAAAACAUAUGGAGAGAUUCAAGACAAGUGCAGAAGAUAGUUCCAUCGUUAAAUUCGAUAUCCGUCCGGCUAAAGAAUUCAGCAGAUUUAUCAUACAGUCUCGAACUUCGACUGGUCUUCGGAAGGCGUUUGGGGGUGAUGCUUGGCGUGUUGCUCUGGUCGGUCCAUCUUCGGUGGCCGCUACUGUUCUUGAUAUGAAUGAUGGGACAUACGAGGCAUUGGUUCUAUUGGUUGAACCUGGUCGAUAUGAGAUCAAGGCAACGCUGGAUUAUUCCUUGUGUGAUGGUUUACGAGAUCCACCAAUUGAUUGGUUCAAGAGAGCUCAUUGCUCAGGAAAGCAUAAGAAUGUCAGUUUGGCAAGCACGCUAUACGCCGAUAUGUCUGUAUACAUAAACAAGCCGCUUCGCACUAAGGAAGGGAAGCUGUACGAAAUAACGGUCAUGGGACCAAGAUGGACCGAGAUGGAAUUUCAGAAUAACAUGCGCGCAGCAAUGAGAGAGUGUCCGGUCCGCUGUCACGCCAUGUGGGAUGGCUACGGACGGUGGACUGGGGCCAAGUGGCGGCCAUACUUGAACACCACAGCACAAGACUACGCUGAUGACGCUACAUUGCGAAGAGAUUUUCAUCACCUUCCACACAAAGGAAGUUUCGCCAUAUAUGGCGAUUCCAUCAACUACUAUUUCUUUCUUGAUCUGUCUGAUCGCCGACGAACCAUGUGUUCUCAAGUUUUCAACAAUUGCACCGUGUCCUACAACUGGAUCUACCCCAAGGUUCUUUAUAGUAUGACGGAGACUUGUGAGGACAUUGUUCUUAACGUCUCAAAAGUCAUGGGUUUCUUUCGUGACUUCACAAGAAAGCCAUACAUGGGCAGUAGCAGCGGACUGCUCUUCAACAUCGGCGCACACUACGUCAAGACCACGAACUUUCUCAACUACCAGAAGGUUAUCAACGAAAUGGCAAACGAAAUAAAGACACACUACAGUGGUACGCCUGUUUGGAAAACCAGUACCGCGAUUCACGUGCAGAAUGUUGACAUCAUGGGUGCAUUCAAACGCUUUAACACCAACCAGCGUAUGCAGCUCUAUAACGCGUACGCGAACUCCGUUAUGUGCAAGAAUAACAUCACAAUUUUGGACGUGUACCCCCUGACUCAAUCAUACCCAGGGGGGACUAGGGACGGUAUCCACUAUAAGGACUCGGUAUUCGAGUCUGUAGAGUCUCUACUCGAAAGCUAUUUUUUUAAUCCUUGAUCUCUUUUGAUCCUUGAGGGGGGAUGGGGGAGGGAAGGUGUGUGCGGGCACCCUUGGCCCAACUGGCCGAAAGGGAGUUAUUGAAGGAUCUCCAAAUACUAUCCCUUUCUCGUAUAAUGACUGUACACUCCUUCAACGCCUGUGCUUCAACAAAAAGAUGGUGAGAUCAUAUACAAUAACCCUUAGUUAUUGUUAUGGUAACUUAUGCAUACGAAUUUAAUUAUGAAUUACGUCCUUUUUACACGAGAUUUGUAGAGGGGUUUUCAAAAUUCCGUGCAACAAAAUGUAAUUGUUAAAAUUAAAUAGUUAAGCCAGAACAAAAGAGAACAAAAACAUUACAGUGUAUUAGUACUAAAUUAACUAAAUAGUAUUUCACGGGUAUUUGAAAACCACUCAAGUUAUUUAAACAUGAGCGUUGCCGGAAGUCAAAAAUGUGAUCUGCGUGUACAUUUCUGCUCACCAAAAUUCUUAGCAGAUAAAUUCUUUUUUGUGUGUGAAGACUUUUUCACAGUUUAUAGGAAACUAUUUACUUAUGAUAAUAUUGAAUGCAGUGUUUUGAAUUAACCCCUAAAAACGAGUAAAAUUGUCAGGUUGAGC